This is a messenger RNA of Symsagittifera roscoffensis, 786 nucleotides long. Its product is annotated as multiple coagulation factor deficiency protein 2 homolog. The transcript has 4 exons. Bases 23 to 460 code for a protein of 145 amino acids. The record is from RefSeq and is a predicted model, not a curated record. Lineage: Eukaryota; Metazoa; Xenacoelomorpha; Acoela; Convolutidae.
AACUUAUUAAAUAGUUGUUGUAAUGGUGUGUAGUAGUUCAGCUUGCUUUUUGCUUCUAUCGCUCUACUCAGUGUUUUUUGAGAUGACUCAUUGCCACGAGGGACCUCACGAGCCUUUGAACAUGGACCAGAUCAGAACAAAGUUUGAGAAACUUAGAAAAGGAGAUCUGGACUCUGAAGACGACCACAUCAAGGAGCACCUGGAGGAGAUCUCUCGGAUCCCGGAGGAGGAGAUGACGAGGGAGCAGAAGCACUUCCACUACUUCAUCCUCCACGAUACAGACAAGAACUACAAGAUAGACGGGCUCGAGAUACUACACGCCAUGUUCCACAGAGAUACAACUUUGGAGUGGAAUUCCAAGGAAAUGUUAGGCCUGGUGGAUAAUCUGCUAGGCGAGCGAGACAGCAACAAUGAUGGCUUCAUCGACUACUACGAAUUCAGGACCAUGUUGACCAUUUAGCCUCUGUCUGCUAAGCAGAAAGUUUAGUUUAGCAAGUGCACUUACCAUAUCGAAAAGCACCUUUCAUUUAUCAAUCGAUAUCGAUGCCUUCUUACCUAGUUGUGUACAUUAACAGAGCUAUAUAUUCAGUUGACUAGCGAUGCUCAUUUGCUCUGCAGUCAUUAGGUUUAUUGAAAUGUGAGAGAAAUUGGAGAAGAACUUACGAAGCUUGUAUAAUCAAGUUCCCUAUCCGAAUGUGAAGUUAUGCUACCCUAGUCGAACUCGAAACUUCCAGGCGCUUGUAUAUUCAUUCAUAAGGCUAUCAGAAUCUUGUAAGGCAUCGUACA